This is a messenger RNA of Blastomyces gilchristii SLH14081, 2140 nucleotides long. Its product is annotated as chromosome transmission fidelity protein 4. Bases 123 to 1223 code for a protein of 366 amino acids. The record is from RefSeq and is a predicted model, not a curated record. Lineage: Eukaryota; Fungi; Ascomycota; Eurotiomycetes; Onygenales; Ajellomycetaceae. The transcript has 2 exons.
UGCAAAUUCAAAGUACGCGAGAAGGUGACUCUAGAUAUCAUGCACCCUUUGACCAAUCAAGUACUUCUCAUUUCCCUUUUGCGAUGAGCUUUAUGUUUCCUUAAUCUCAGGAAUAACAAACCAUGGCCAAGCUCCGCUUCCCCCAUCAUCUCCGCCAAAGUAGCAUUCUCCUCACCCAGUCCCGUCCCCCACAAGGGACACAGGCCGCACCGCUACAUCCCCCAACGAUACAGCUCUGUGCCCCACACCGUGCCGAUGUGCGUGUUCCCCGUCGAUAUCUGGCUCAGAUCCGCCAUGAUGACUCUACAGAACUAGGCUUCUUGCAGCCUACGCCGGUUUACUUCUCUGCCUACAAUCCUCAGCGAUGGAGUAUGGGGCUGGGCAAUGAUAAUGACAACGGGGACCAUAAGCCAGUAGAUGAGCGGAUAUUGAAGCUAGGGAAAACUCUUCGCAUCCUCUCCUCCCAUCUUCCAGGCAUCCUUGUCAACCCACUACCACAAGAGAUCCUUUCACCCAACAUAUCUCUUCAUCUGUUCCCUUCGACACACCCCCACCUCCCUACAGUGAAAGGCAGAGUGCCCUACCGCGCAGCUUUGUGGACAGCCCCAGUAGCCUGGGGAAGUGUCCCCAUAGUCGGCAACGUCCGGUUAGAGAUUAUGAGCGAACGAAUGGUGAAUGCGCCAUCCAUCGUGGAAUACGAUGAAGAGCAUAGAUACGGUGAUGAGAAGCUAGUAGUGCGCUGGCGAACUGAAGGCGGGGAGACCGAUUCCACUGGCUACUUCAGGAAAUCUAGUCCAAAAGGCAUUACACCGGCCGCCAAUGGGAGAACUGCGACGAAUGGCUCUACUACUGCCAAUGGAGAUAUCGGGAGUAGUCGUACAACGCAAUCAGCGCUGUCAUCCUCAUCUAAUGGAACAAAUCGUGGCCUCAGCAAGCUGUUAGGCGGGGACGCGCCGAUUUUUAAAUUAGGCAAAGAAGAACAGUUUAGCGGGCUGUUCAUCUUCUUGUUUGAUGACCAGGGCCGCAUUGCCAGCCAUACGAUUGAACAUGCGGACGAGAGUAGUGGGUGGGAUAGGACCGCGAGGGUUGUCACCCUAACUGACUGGCUGCUUGGAAAGGCCAAAUGGGGGGGAUCCCGAGGCGAUGCUGGCGCUACGCCUGCACUCGCUGUUGGUCUAGAGCUUUCGCGGGAGGACAAAAUGUUGUUCAAAAACGACCCUUGAAAGUGAAUUUAAGAUGAUAUACCUAGGACGCACGCACGCAGUUUGCCAUACCCAAGUGUCUGCUUACUCGUUUACUUUGAAUCGCGCCGUCAUAAUUUUCCAAACUUUCCCAUCCCUUCUUCAGCGCGCCAUACAAUAGUUUUGGUCCGUUGUUUUCUUUCAAAAUGAUCUGCAUUGGCGUCCUCGAGGGAUUUUCCUAAUUUUCCAUUCAGAUCGAGCAUGGCUUUCUUCCUUUUGUUGUCACAUAAUUAUAGUCUCUACCACUACUUCCCUGUCCUUGAUUCUAUCUCACUGUCACUUCCUAUUCCCCAUAUCCGGACAUGAGGUACCGACAGAAUUGAGUGGGGCAAAUUUUCUUCUCUUGGAAUUCAUAGUUUGGACAGCAGGCCGCGGAGUUUGGGAAUGGCAGCGUCCAGGCGACUAUCCCUUACGGCUAAAGAUAUGUAUACUAAUUUUUUCCCUUUUGUCGAUUUCAAUUUCAAUUUUCUACCUUCAGUCUUCGGGCGCGCACUACGGGAGCUGGGAAUUGGGCUGCGGUUGGGAAAUUGAUUAUUCGAAUAUAUGAGCAAUUGUGCAUGGAUGUAUGUACAUGUACAUGUACGUAUCAACACAUAUGUCCACAAAGGAGACGUAUAAACGCAAUCUCCACUUUUACAAACGAUUAGUUGUGAUCCUUCUUCAGACACCUAACUAAACUUCAUGCUUCACCAUUUGAAAAAAAUAAAUAGAAAACCCAUUUUAUACCGUAUUAAAUUUCCUCCUACCCGUUUUCUUUUUCUUUUUCUUUCUAUUACUCAUUCUACCUCACAGCCCAAUAUUUCAUUAUCAGUUAAAUAUAAUGUAUGUGCCCCUUUUUCACCAUAUCAUAUGCAGGCGGAACUCUAGCGAACAAAAGUGUAAGAGGAUGCAACCGAAAA